GUUACGUCAUCAUCCAGCGCCCAUUCAGCGGGACCGUCGCGGCGUUUGAAACGUCCACAUCUGCAGCGGCUUUAAAACACAGUUUGCGGCGCAGUACCCGAGUCCGGACGGAACCGAGAUGAUCGAUAUGAUCGAGAAGGAGGACCCGGUCAUCAGCGAGGAGGAGGCGGCGCAGUACGACCGACAGAUCCGGUUGUGGGGGCUCGAUGCCCAGAAGAGGUUGCGAGGGUCCCGCGUGCUCCUGGUGGGUUUAGGGGGUCUCGGGGCCGAAGUGGCCAAGAACUUAAUCCUGGCUGGAGUUAAAGGACUCACUUUACUGGAUCAUGAACAGGCGUCGGAGGAGUCCUGUCGAGCUCAGUUCCUGGUUCCGGUGACGGCUCGGGGUCAGAAUCGAGCCCGGGCCUCUCUGGAGCGAGCGCAGAACCUCAACCCGAUGGUGGAGGUCCACGCCGACUCGGACAGAGUCGAAGACAAACCAGAUGACUUCUUUCUGCAAUUUGACGCAGUGUGUCUGACAGGCUGCUCCAGAGACCUGAUGGUGCGGGUCGACCAGCUCUGCUCUCAGCGCAACAUCAAGGUCUUCUGUGGGGAUGUCUACGGUUACUACGGUUACAUGUUCUGCAACCUCGGACAGGAGCACAACUACGUCGAGGAGAAACCUAAACUGGUGAAACCGACUGGAAACUCUAACGAUGGUCCGGAGGCAAAGAAAGCCAAAGUCGACCCCAACGAGACCACCAUGGUGAAAAAGACGUCCAGUUUCUGCACUCUGAAGGAGGCUCUGGAGGUUGACUGGACGAGUGAAAAGGCCAAAGCCGGCCUGAAGCGAACACCAGUGGACUACUUUCUGCUUCACGUUCUGUUGAAGUUUCGUACAGACAAAGGCCGUGACCCUGACCCACAAUCCUUUGCUGAAGACAGCCAGCUGCUGAGACAGAUCCGUGAUGACGUGCUCGAGGCCUUGGCAGUGAGCGGUGACCUCCUGAGUGAUGACUUCACCAGCUACUGCUUCUCUGAGAUGUCUCCAGUGUGCGCUGUCGUGGGAGGAGUUCUGGGACAGGAAGUUGUCAAGGCUCUCUCCCAAAGAGACCCUCCACACCGGAACUUUUUCUUCUUUGACGGUCGCAAAGGCAACGGCGUCGUCGACUUCUUUGGGCCAAAGUAAACCCGUCACGCCGGCUCGGGAAAGUUUUACACACGCAUACAAGCCCAGCAAACUUAUGUCUUUUCAUUUGUUUGUUCCGUCAGAUUAUUUAUAUCAGUAAAUUGUUCCAGUAGUCAUAAAAUGUGUCUGUUGUUUCAUAUUUGGCAUUUGAUCUCAAGUUCACUGUGGGAUUUCUGUUUUUUACAUUUCCUAAUAAAACAUUGUUUAGUAAAAAGGA
Messenger RNA from Dicentrarchus labrax (European seabass), 1382 nucleotides. RefSeq names its product SUMO1 activating enzyme subunit 1 (gene sae1). The transcript is spliced from 9 exons. The record is from RefSeq and is a predicted model, not a curated record. Gene Ontology annotation, molecular function: SUMO activating enzyme activity. Bases 119 to 1165 code for a protein of 348 amino acids. Gene Ontology annotation, biological process: protein sumoylation. Gene Ontology annotation, cellular component: cytoplasm; SUMO activating enzyme complex. Lineage: Eukaryota; Metazoa; Chordata; Actinopteri; Moronidae.